GUACAUGUUCCCGCUGAGUUUCAUCCAGGUGACCAACUAUGAGCCGUCCAUGUCCUUCGGCUAUGUGCCAGAUACCGAACUUCUGCAGUUCGCCUCCAAGGCCACCAACGGUGCGUUUCUGUUCACCAGCGACUGUGUGUCUCUGCCCGCUCCCUCGCCUGACUCGUACCCUGCACAGCGCGUGUGGGCUGUAGAGGACGGUGUGUGGGACCAGUACGACUCACUGACUAAGAACAUAUACCACGCGGCAUUCACAGCGAGUACCUUCUCGUCAUCACCAGGUAUGUGGCGGGUGGUAGUUGGGGGGGGUUGGGGGGGGUUGGGGAGUUCGGGCACUUGUCUGACUAGGUGUGGGCGGGGCUGUGGAAGUAUGCGUGGAGCCGCUCAGGAAUGUGCGGAGUCUCCCAGGAAUGCGGAGAGUCACUCAGGAAUGUACUGGGCCUCCCAGGUAUCGGCUUGGUCAGAUGUAGCGCCGUGUAGUCUAAGUCACGAGCAGUGCUGCCUGCAGCUGAUCCCGUCGG
Sphaeroforma arctica JP610 is the source of this 521-nucleotide messenger RNA. RefSeq lists its product as hypothetical. The transcript has a single exon. The annotation marks the transcript as partial. The record is from RefSeq and is a predicted model, not a curated record. NCBI's taxonomy places the organism in Eukaryota, Ichthyosporea, Ichthyophonida.